UCUUUUGAGAGAGAGAGAGAAGGAGAGCGAGAGCACAAGCACAGGAAGGGCAGAAAGAGAGAGAGAAUCCCGAGCAGGCUCCACACUGUCACUGUCAGAGCCUGAUGCAGGACUCCAACUCAUGAACCGUGAGAUCGUGACCUGAGCCUAAAUCAUGAUUCGAAUGCUUGAUGGACUGAGCCACCCAGGCGCCCAGAGGCUAUCUGAAAGCAGAUGGUAAACAAAGACUUCUCUAAGGAGAUGACGUGUGAGCGGUUCCUAGAAGGAUUCUCCGGAAGCUGAAUGGACAAGAGACGGUGGGGAGAAGCAGGGAGACGGGUGAGGAGGCUGAUGCCAUAGUCCAGAGGACAGCGGGGUGACAGCAAAGGCUGAGAAGUGUCCAGAUCCAAGACAAACUCCGGAGGGAGAGCCGAAAGGGUUGCCUGGAAGAUCAAGCUCAGCCGGCCCCGACUGCACAGCUCACAGACCGGCCGAGGACACGGCACCAGCUCUGCGUCCCAGCUAGAGAGGCCAGGCAGGGGCCCAGCGCACCUGUCCUGCUGGAGAAUGGAGGAAGGGGAAAAGAGCCCCCUGCUGGUCCAGGACCCCGGGUGCCAGGAGGGGCCGCUCACUUCAAGCCGUCCAGGUCCGGUGCCCCAAGAGGAGCAGGUCUGGAGGGCAGGCCCCGGGGGAGGCCCGGCCUCCUCCCUCCCCUUGGGAAUCAGCUGCCUGAAGUGCCUGACCUUCCUGCUCAACUUCCUCUUCUCUCUGCUUGGUCUGCUGGCCCUGGCCAUCGGGCUCUGGGGCUUGGCCGUCAAGGGGUCUCUGGGGAGCGUCUGGGGGGCGGCCCUGCCCGAAGACCCCAUUCUGGGACUGGUACUGGGGGGGCUGGCCGUCAGUGCGGUGAGCCUGGCGGGCUGCCUGGGGGCCCUGUGUGAGAGCGCGUUUCUGCUCCGCUGCUUCUCGGGGGGUCUCGUCGCCUUCCUGCUGCUGGAGGCCGUGGUGGGUGCCCUGCUGGUGGCCCUCUGGGGCCCACUGCAGGAUGGCCUGGAGCACACCCUGCGUGCGGCCAUCACCCACUAUCAGGAUGACCCGGGCCUGCGCUUCCUUAUUGACCAAAUCCAGCUUGGGCUGCAGUGCUGCGGGGCGUCUUCCUACCGGGACUGGACGCGGAACCUGUACUUUAACUGCAGCUCCCCGGGGGUCCAGGCCUGCAGCCUUCCUGCCUCCUGCUGCGUCCACCCCGGGGAAGACGGAGCCUCUGUCAACGACCAGUGUGGCUCUGGAGCCCUGCGCCUGGACGAGGAUGCCGCUCGGAGAGUGGUGCACCUGGAGGGCUGUGGCCCUCCUCUCCAGCGGUGGCUGCGCAGGAACGUGCGGGCCGCGGGCGCCUACGCCAUCGUGGUUGUGGCGGUCCAAGGGGUGGAGCUUCUGUUGGCCAACCAGCUGGUGAGGGCCCUGGCCGUCCGCCAGGGGGAGGUGGACAGCCCCAGAGCCGCAGGGACGGUGGCCUUGUCCACCCGCGCCUCACACUCCGUGAAACGGCCCCUGCCAAACUGGCCCAGCGCUGACAGCCCAGGAGGACCCCCAGGGAAGGUGUCCUACGCCAUCCCAGACGCCCUGGCCUCCUCCACCGGCUGUGCCUCCGGCCCCCCAGGGCCCCCCUUCCCCUGAGGGCAGAGCACGUCCGCCUCCUUCCCGGUUCCAUCAGGCCCUGCUAGAAUGAGUCCCUGUGCCACCCCCUGAUUUCACGAUCUUUUGGGGACUUUUGUUCUCCACCACUGAGUCGGGCACUGCCUGCUCCCUGGCAAACGCCGCUGUGACCUGAGCGUAAGCUGAGCCUGGUGGGUGCUGCUGGCCGCUGUCUGCCUCCUCUGGGGACGCCAGGCAGAGCCACCCAGCAGGCAGGGAGCGUGUGGGGUAUGGAGACCGGAUGAAAUCCUGCUGCCAAGCCCCCAACUCCAACCUCCACCUCCGACCGCCUCUGAUGCCUACCUCCAAACCCUGCCUCUGACCUCCACUCUGACCCCGCCUCUGACACUUUGCCUAGGAUGUCACCUGUGACCCCCAGUCUUGAUCCCAGCCCUGAUGCCUCACUCUCUCACCACGGCCUGGGUACCUGCCCUCCUCUGGGGUCACCUCGCCCUUUCCCACCGUUGUGGUGGUUGAGGUGGGGCCCAGGCGGGAGUAAACUUGAGCGAGAGGCAGCAUCCACACAAUAAACAGCGCCGGUGUUAAGCGGGCAGCGUGAGGAAACCUUACCUAGCUCAGCACCUGCAGAUCGGCUGCCAGGUCAGGAGCCGGCCUCUGCCAACUCCUCGCUGCGGGCACCCCGAUCGCACUUCAUCACCGUCGGUGACCCUUUCACGUUAACCGGACCCCAGAGGACCCUCCCCAAGAGUCACGUCUGCACCGUGCUGUGUGCAGACGCCCACAAACGCACCUGGCCCGUGUGGACGCACACUUGGGUGGCUUCCGGAUGGUGACUGCUGCUGGGGACAGUUCCACACAGGUGUGUGUGUGUGUGUGUGUGUGUGUGUGUGUGUGUGUGCAGGUGCGCCCGCUUCCCCCGGGUGUGGUGUCAGGGGCGGAGCUGCUGGGUCGCGGGCGGGCGCCCAUCCAGCUUUCGUGGACCACCGAGGACAGGCUGGCUGGGCCACUGAGCAAACUCCACAAUGUCUCUGCGCCUGUUUCCUCA
Acinonyx jubatus (cheetah) is the source of this 2677-nucleotide messenger RNA. It is a transcript of the gene TSPAN10, whose product is annotated as tetraspanin 10. Gene Ontology annotation, cellular component: membrane. Lineage: Eukaryota; Metazoa; Chordata; Mammalia; Carnivora; Felidae. The coding region runs from base 547 to 1653 and encodes 368 amino acids. The transcript is spliced from 5 exons. The record is from RefSeq and is a predicted model, not a curated record.